This is a messenger RNA of Camelina sativa (false flax), 1731 nucleotides long. RefSeq names its product putative 1-acyl-sn-glycerol-3-phosphate acyltransferase 4. Gene Ontology annotation, cellular component: endomembrane system. The record is from RefSeq and is a predicted model, not a curated record. Lineage: Eukaryota; Viridiplantae; Streptophyta; Magnoliopsida; Brassicales; Brassicaceae. Gene Ontology annotation, molecular function: acyltransferase activity.
CGACGGACGCCAGGAGAUUUUUAUCGGGUCGCAAGUGUCACCCCUUAGUGGAUUUUGUCUUCGCAUUUGCAGCUUUUUGACCUUUUCCGCCCCACAGCGAAUCACAUCGCUACGUUACAGUGCACCUUACCACCUCUGAUCAUUGCACCGUCUCAAAAUUAGAUCCGACCCGGACCGGAUCGUUUCUCUGAAGCUUCGUUUGUGAGAUUCGUAUUCCUCUGUUCCACCAUUUAACAAUUAUCCUCUCUUUGUCUUCGCCAACUUCUUCCUCCGCUCUUACAAACUUCUUUCCAGGUACUCUAAUCUCUCUAUCUGCUUCGUCGAGUUCCCCUCGUGCUUUAAGAUUGUUCUUUGUUUCUUUCUUUGUGAAAGAUACUGUGAGAAGUGUGACUCUUUGCUCUGUCUCUUUGAUGUUAUAUCACGUGGGGAUCUGAAUAUUAGUUGCGGUGUUCACAAGUCUUUUCCCAAUUUGGUUUGUCUCUUGAGGUUUAUCUGGAAAUAAAAAAGGAUGGAAGUUUGCGGGGAUCUGAAUUCUGAUAACUUAAAGAACCGUCCUUUGACUCCGCUUAGGAUUCUGAGGGGUCUGAUGAUCCUUCUGGUGUUUCUGUCUACUGCUUUUAUGUUCCUGCUCUACUUUUCACCAGUAGCUGCUCUAGGUCUACGGCUUCUGAGUGUGCAUCAAUCUAGGAGAGUUGUCUCGUUAAUCUUUGGUCUCUGGUUAGCUUUGUGGCCUUACCUGUUUGAAACGGUUAACGGUACAACCGUGCUGUUCUCUGGUGACAGCAUUCCUGUUGAGAAACGUGUUUUGCUUAUUGCAAAUCACAGGACAGAGGUCGAUUGGAUGUAUUUGUGGAAUAUUGCGUUGAGAAAAGGGUGUCUUGGCUACAUCAAAUACGUUCUUAAGAGCAGCUUGAUGAGAUUACCUAUUUUUGGCUGGGGUUUUCAUGUUUUGGAGUUUAUACCCGUGGAGAGGAAGCGGGAGGUCGACGAACCUGUUUUGCUUCAAAUGCUUUCAUCUUUUAAGGAUCCUCAAGAACCCUUAUGGCUUGCUCUAUUCCCAGAAGGAACCGAUUUCACUGAAGAGAAAUGCAAGAGAAGCCAAAAAUUUGCAGCUGAAGUUGGUCUUCCAGCAUUAUCAAACGUACUUUUACCGAAAACAAGGGGUUUUGGCGUUUGCUUAGAAGUUCUUCAUAGCUCUUUGGAUGCAGUAUAUGAUUUGACUAUCGCAUAUAAGCCUCGCUGCCCAUCUUUCAUGGACAAUGUAUUCGGGACGGAUCCUUCAGAAGUUCAUAUCCACGUUCGGCGAGUUCUACUAAAGGAGAUUCCAGAUAACGAAGCAGAAGCUUCUGCUUGGUUAAUGGAUUCAUUUCAGUCAAAGGACAAACUGCUAUCCGAUUUCAAUGCGCAGGGGCAAUUCCCAAAUCAAAGACCAGAAGAAGAACUCUCUGUCCUGAAGUGCAUCGCAACUUUCACAGUGGUAAUAUCUUUGACAGUACUAUUCAUCUAUCUGACCUUGUACUCACAUAGCUGUUUCAAAGUAUAUGCUGGUCUAAGCGGCACAUAUUUAUCGUUUGCUACUUAUUACAAGCUUCGACCCUCACCUGGCCUUUUUAGUGAAGAUUCUUGUAAAAAAGUAAAAAGCCAUUAACUUUGUUGUACAUACAAUUCUUUCUUUGUAUACAAAGAAAUAAUAUCAAGAAUUUACAGGCAGGAAAAGAUUUUUGGGAUGUC